AUGGCCGAAACCAAGAAGGAAGGAAAGCCUGUCACCAUUGCCAAGGAGGUGAAAACAGUUGAGCCGAAUGAAACGACGGCCAUCCUGUGUGCUGCGAGAGUUGUGUGUACCGCCAACCAUGUGAUAGCGAUGGACGCGUCGUUCGACAGUGGAGCGGACCAAAGUGUGAUCCCGCCAAGGACGCUAAAGCGGCUGCAAGACGCCGGGCGUGACAUGGUGGUGACAGAAUUGCCCGCACCUAUUUCGGUGCGUGGAUUCGUUGGUCCAAGCCACACAGUGACCCAAGAAGUCAAGCUGACGCUCAAUUUCGAGACAGAUGUCGGUCCGUUGGUACUAACUGACGUCAAGUGCUGGCUCUCUUCUGGUGACCUGCCGUCUGGUGUUGGUGGCAUCCUGCUGAGCCGUCCCAUAAUCAGCGAGUAUGACAUGGGGGACGUGGAGUCAACAAGUGGGGUGGUAAAGGCAGUCAUGCUGGCGACCAAGCAAGAGUUGGUGGAUGACCUGGCCGAUGAGGAAAAGGCUCUGGCUGUUUUGGAUGCCAAGGUGGCUGAAGCCAUGGCAGCAGGCUGUGGCAGUGAGUUUGCCCUGGUUCUAUCCAAGCUCUUGGCCAAGUAUGUGGACGUGUUCCGGCUUACGCUUGGCCACGAUCCGCCCGUGGACAUACCCCCCUUAAAGGUGCAUCCCACCAGGGUCUCCAAGCCAGUUCGUUGCAAGGGGAGGCGCUACUCUCUCCCUCAACGCGAGUUCAUGCAUAAGCAUGUGGAAGAGCUGGAGAAGGCUGGUGUCAUCUAUCGAAACCCUACCAGCCGAUGGGCGUGUGCACCCUUGAUCGUACGCAAGCCCCAUACCAAGGAUGAGUUCCGUAUGACGGUGGACUUGCACCCUGUCAACAGCCAGACGGAGCAGAUUGCCUGGCCGAUGCCCAUGUUGGAAAUUGUUGUGGACCAUUUGCGUGGCGCCACGUGCUUUUUCAUCUUGGACUUCUUCAAAGGCUACUGGCAAUUCUCCUUGGACAAGAGCUGUCAAGAGAUGUUCUCUUUCUUGACGGACACCGGUGUCUACACGUCCACCCGCGUCAUGCAAGGUGGCAGCGACAGUGUGGCCUACUGCCAGUCCACCGUUCAAGCCAUGUUUGCUGAGCAGCUGUACAGGUGUUUGUUAGCGUGGCUGGAUGACCUUCUGGGCUACCACAAAACGCCAACUGGCCUGCUUUCGGCUCUAGCUGAAGUGCUUGAAGUCUGUGCUAAGCGUGGUCUGAAGCUGCACCCGAAAAAGUGCCAAUUCUACGCAAAGGAGGCCAAGUGGUGUGGCCGCAUCAUCAGCGGGACGGGUGUGAAACACGACCCAGCGCGGGUGGAGGCUUUGCAACAACUGUCGGAGCCCAAGACAGGUGCUGACCUCCAGCAUUGGUGGGAAGCGUACCAAGCAGUUGGCAGCUACUGUACUGUGCUGCUGGCUGAUGUCGGCUGGAAUGACACUCAUACCGCCGCGCUGGAAGCCACCAAGAUGGCUCUAGCCAAGGUGGUGGAACCCAGCCAUCCCAAGCCAGAUAAGAGGCUGUGUGUGUUCGCCGACGCCUCGGAAGAGCACUGGGGUGCUGUAAUCACUCAAGUCCCACCGGACCAGCUGGAGCGACCUUUGGAAGCUCAAUCCCAUGAGCCACUCAUGUUCCUGAGCGGGACAUUCACGGGAUCUGCUGGACGCUGGGCCAUUGUGGAGAAGGAAGCCUAUGCCAUCGUGGAAACACUGAUCAGGGCUGACUAUCUGCUGCAUCCUGUAGCUGGUUUCACACUCUACACUGACCAUCGCAAUCUCAAGUUCAUCUUUAGCCCGACAGCCGUGGUGUCCUCUGUACCAAAGUAUACCGCCCAGAAGCUGGAACGCUGGGCUCAUUUGUUGAUGGGAUACAGCUACGAGAUCCGCGACAUACCUGGAGAGACGAACGUGUGGGCCAACCUGCUCUCGCAUUCAGGAUCGCCCCUGAAGUCCAUUUCUGCCAUCAGCCGAGAACCGUUGAUGGUAUCUCCCUUGCGAAGCAGCUCCUUUGAGUGGCCGACUUUGGUGUCCAUUGGAGCUGCCCAACGAGAACGGCUGGACACUGACACCCCGGUUGCUCUACCCCUAAAUUCUAUCCAGCUAGCCGAGCAUCAAAUCCAACUCGACUCCGGCGAGACGUGGUCUCUACGCUACGCUUGUGUGUGUGCCCAUGCGAGUUUGGCCGGACAUCGGGCUGCCAGUCAUACUCUUGAGAGUUUGUUGGUGUUCUGCUGGUGGAGCACCAUGGAGAAGGACGUGCAGUUCUUCGUCGACCGCUGCCUGCAUUGUGCCAGUGUAUCCGGUGGUGCGACACGACCAUUGGGGGAAGCCCUGCACUCUACCCAGCCAAAUGGUUUGUUGCACUGGGAUUAUCUCUUCAUGGGAGACUCCAAGAAGAGUGACAGGUAUCUGUUGGUGAUCAAGUGUGACGCCAGCAAACUGGUGUGGCUAUUUCCUUCCAAGGAGGCCACGGCAGUGUUCACCAAGGACUGUCUGCUCCAAUGGUCUGCGGUGUUUGGUGUGUGCUAUGAAUGGGUGUCGGACCAAGGUACUCACUUUAAGAACCAAGUCAUCUCCGAGCUCCAACAUGUACUGGGAGCGCACCAUCACUUCACCACAGCUCGCUGUCCGUGGGCGAAUGGGACAGUCGAGGUAGUGAUGCGUCAACUGUUGCGUCUGUUUCGGGCUUGUUUGAGUGAGUGGCGCGUGGCGACAACCCAGUCGAACGAGAUCCACCUGGUCAUCAUGCUCAUCAUGAACCAGCUUCCGUCCCCAUCUCUAGGUGGCCUGGCACCUGUCACCGCCAUGUCUAGCCGUCCGGCCAUGUCACCGAUGGACACGAUCUCUUUACCUGGCUCCCUAAAGUCAGCAACCCUGAAUGAGAUCGAGUCGAUGCAGCGUGCCAACAUUGACAAUUCACGUGCCGCCCUGGACGCUAUGCACAAGGAGAUGAAUGCGGCGAAUGCAUUGAAGCGCGAUCGAGCGCGAAAGCCACAUGACAAGAAGCGUGGUGUCAAGAUGGCCCAGUUCGUUGUGGGCUAUUAUGUGCUCUACCAAGACGUCUGGCAGCACCAUCGCGCCAAGUUGCGUACCACCUGGUGUGGGCCUGCUGUGUUGACUUUUGUGACCAGCAGUUGGCUGUACGUCUUCAAGAACCUAAUCACCGGCGACGAGCGAGAAGCUCAUGCCAGCCGCCUCAAGUUUUACGCUGACAAGAGUCUACAUCUGUCCGAAGAUUUAAAGGAACAUGUGGCCCACAACUCUGACGGUUACGAGGUGGAGGCCAUCCUGGACGCUCUCUACAUUGCAGCGAAGAAAUCCUAUGAAGUUCUCAUCAAGUGGCGUGGUCUCCAAGUCGUGGAGAAUGCCUGGGAGCCAACGGCCACCAUAUACGAAGAUGUCGCGGUGGCGUUCAAGAACUUCAGCACCAAGAAGGGAUCCUCCGCCGUCAUCAAGCAGAUAGCCAAUGACUAUUCCGUGAUGGAGUAA
This is a messenger RNA of Aphanomyces invadans, 3525 nucleotides long. RefSeq lists its product as hypothetical. The coding region runs from base 1 to 3525 and encodes 1174 amino acids. Gene Ontology annotation, biological process: DNA integration. NCBI's taxonomy places the organism in Eukaryota, Oomycota, Saprolegniomycetes, Saprolegniales, Verrucalvaceae. The transcript is spliced from 5 exons. The record is from RefSeq and is a predicted model, not a curated record. Gene Ontology annotation, molecular function: nucleic acid binding.